GAUUUGAACUCUUGGAAGAAUCUUAUACAGAAAUUUUCACAAAACCUAAAAACGUUCCCGAAAUUAGUCAAGAGUACGAUUUAUGUCGGAAAUUUCCACAGUACACUCAACCCAUCACAACAUUAGCAUUUAAACAUUUCUUUCAUCAACAUUAUAUUGAAAAAAAAGGAUUUACGUUAUCAGUCUAUCAGAUACAAAUGAGUGGAUCAGAGAAUACCAGACCAACAAUCAAAUGA
This is a messenger RNA of Funneliformis caledonium, 236 nucleotides long. Lineage: Eukaryota; Fungi; Glomeromycota; Glomeromycetes; Glomerales; Glomeraceae. The record is from the annotation of a GenBank genome assembly.